AUGGGGCCUGAGGACAGGACCAAGUGCUGGUGCUAUGGCCCAGAGCCAAGCCACUGGGCAGCUGGCGGCCGCCCCACUCGGGGGCAACAUGGACCCCACUCUCUGUGCAACCCCCCCCGGGGCCAGGGCACUGACAGUGCCCUGUCCUGGGGAGGCCGGGACCACACAGAUGGGCAGAUCCUGGGCCAGCUGCGCCCCCUGGCAGAGGAGGAGGAGGAAGAUGGCGCUGCCCUGGCCCCGAGGCCUGCCUUCCCUGGGAUGGGCUCAGAGGAGCUACGGCUGGCCUCCUUCUACGACUGGCCGCUGAGCGCCGUGGUGCCGCCAGAGCUGCUGGCCGCUGCCGGCUUCUUCCACACUGGCCAGCAGGACAAGGUGAGGUGCUUCUUCUGCUACGGCGGUCUGCAGAGCUGGGAGCGAGGUGACGACCCCUGGACAGAGCACGCCAGAUGGUUCCCCAGGUGUGAAUUCCUUCUCCGGACAAAAGGAAGAGACUUUGUCUGCAGGGUCCAGGAGUCCUGUUGCUGCUCACCGGGCUCCUGGGACCGGUCGGAGGAACCAGAAGAUGCGGGACCUGCCACUCCCUCAGCUCCUGUACCUCCAGGGCCUGAGCUGCUCACACCCAGAAUAGAGGCUCAGGUGGAGAGUGCCCUGGAGUCAGGAGCGCAGGAUGCAGAGGAGCAGCUGCGGCGCCUUCGGGAGGAGCGGACAUGCAGGGUGUGCCUGGACCAUACCGUGGGCGUCGUCUUUGUGCCCUGCGGUCACCUGGCCUGUGCUGAGUGCGCACCCAGCCUGCAGCAGUGCCCCAUCUGCAGGGCCCCCAUCCGCAGCUGCGUGCGCACCUUCCUGUCCUAG
Messenger RNA from Dama dama (fallow deer), 852 nucleotides. It is a transcript of the gene BIRC7, whose product is annotated as baculoviral IAP repeat containing 7. The coding region runs from base 1 to 852 and encodes 283 amino acids. Gene Ontology annotation, cellular component: cytoplasm; nucleus. Gene Ontology annotation, molecular function: ubiquitin protein ligase activity; cysteine-type endopeptidase inhibitor activity involved in apoptotic process. The transcript has 6 exons. The record is from RefSeq and is a predicted model, not a curated record. Gene Ontology annotation, biological process: regulation of cell cycle; negative regulation of apoptotic process; positive regulation of protein ubiquitination. NCBI's taxonomy places the organism in Eukaryota, Metazoa, Chordata, Mammalia, Artiodactyla, Cervidae.